Molecule: messenger RNA, 1125 nt
Organism: Cydia amplana
Lineage: Eukaryota; Metazoa; Arthropoda; Insecta; Lepidoptera; Tortricidae
Product: tumor protein p63-regulated gene 1-like protein
Exons: 6
Coding region: 67-1095 (342 amino acids)
Cellular component (GO): cytoplasm
Source: RefSeq, a predicted model, not a curated record
GACGUUAGUCUUAUCGCGGUCGAUUAUUGAAUUUACGAAAUUACGCUUUACAAAUUAUAAGCAAACAUGAGCGACUUGCUUGACGACGAUCUGGAGUUCCGCGGCGGUACGCUGCAGUUGUCUUCGGAGAAUAACACUGAAGAGCAAGGUGGUAGUAGUAAUACACUGGGUGUUAACACAAGUAAGCCCUCAGUUUUGUCUGGUGCGGACUCUUUGCCGUCGAAUUCAUCUACAUCGUCCCUUGCCGAAGGAAGACCACAAGAAGCCAACGCCUCAGCAGCGCCACCAGAACAACAAACUGUGUACCCCCGCUACGAUGUACCGUUCAACCGGGAGAACAUUCAGGAUUUCUUCACAUUCCGGAAGGGGGUUGUUGAGAACGCCAUACAGGAGUGUAUCACGGUGCUUCUGUUCCCCGAGGAUGGGGAGUACCUUGGUUCAUGGUUAUUGACAGAAAUAACCCUAUGGGACAACGAGAAGGAGCGGAUAGUCCUGCUGACGUCCCGGCUGGUGAUGACCAUAAAGUACGACUUCAUCGCCAUGAAGCAGCUGGACUUCAAGAAGACGUACCUCGACGAUCUCGACACCAUCGUCAUUGGGGAGCUGGUGUACCCGCCCUCCUCUUUAGUUCCUCGGUUAAACGGCAUAGCGACGGGCGUGACCACGGUGGUGAAAGACGUCGUCAUAGACCGCCUGUGCCGGCGGCCGAGCGACGAUGGGGACGCCAAACUCUUCGAUUACAAGUAUUUUGAACCUAGAGAACGCAACCUACGCGGAGUCCGACUGAUGUGGAAUAAAGGGGAGCCCCUUCCGCUGAAAAUGGCGUGGAACCCUUUUAGUCAGGACGUCCCAUUUAUUACCUUCGCGUCUCAUCCGAUUUAUUGGCAUAAAGAUGACGAAGUCGAAGAGCGUUCCACAUACGACAUGGAAAUCUUCGCUCAGAAGUUACAGAGGGCCGUCGAAGCCAUGGCCUCAUCCUCAUGCUGUAUACACCACGCGCCCAUAGUCAUACAGAGUUACGUAGGUGUGACGUCAAUGUUACAUAAUAAGACUAGCAUGGGCUUCUUCAAGGUCAGAGGGAAGUUUAGUUUCUAAUUACCAUAGAAACAGAGAUUGGUUCUAAAA